Molecule: messenger RNA, 696 nt
Organism: Rotaria socialis
Lineage: Eukaryota; Metazoa; Rotifera; Eurotatoria; Philodinida; Philodinidae
Source: the annotation of a GenBank genome assembly
AUGUCUUCGAAUGAAUAUCAGUGGCAAAGAAUUACAUGUGAAGAACAAAUUAAAUAUCUCAUCAAUUUGCGACAACGUUUUUGUCAAUAUUUAAAACAAAAUUCGAAUACGAUAUCGUAUAGUGAUGCACAAAAUUAUUUUCAAGGCGAUUUAGAAUUACUUGAUACAUCACUUGUUGAAUGUAUUUGCGAUCUUGUUAAUAUUAAUGAAUCAUUUUCGGAUGAAACAAACCGUAAGUUUCUGGUUGAGCUAAAGUGUCAACAAUCAAUUAAUACUAAUGAUAAAUUUGAUCAGUCCAUGAAAAGAAUUUAUUUUAACCGGCGAUAUCGGGCUCUGAUUAAUAGCCGUGAAAUUUUACUUGACGACUUAAGUACAUCGAUAGAAGGAAAUAAACUAAAUCGAAUGAUUAAAAUACGUGCUGUGUGUGUACUCGAUGAAGAACUAAAUCGUAUUCAAGAAAUUCUGACAUCGAAAUCAAUUGAAGAACAAUUAGCUAUCCGUUUACAUCAAAUUCGUGCUAUGACCAAUGUUUAUUUCAAACAAUCGUCUCAAACAUCAUUUGAAGAUCUUUCAGCGAUGACUUUACUUGUUCAUUCAUGUGAUUCAUUGCUUUCACUAUUUCGUCUAUUGUUUAAUAGUGCAAAUUCUGAUACAAGUUUUACUUCUUCAUUGGAUAUUCAACGCGAAUAUAAAUAA